AUGGAGGGUCUGCCCUGGAGAUCUCACCUGCAGAACUGGGGACGUGAGCUCUGCUCCUGUUCAUCCAUGUCCCCAGCGCGGGUGGGUUUGGUUCCGACUCACGGGGUUCUCGCAGUCAUGCUGGUUAAUAAAAGAGGUGACAGCAGCUGUUACCUGCCCUCCCCACUGCUGGAGGUCCUGGAAUCAAGGUGCUGGCUGUGGCCAACAAGCACUGAUUUUGGUGGCUGUAAACAUCUCCUUGCACUGGAGGGUGGUAGUAGCGUGGGGCAGGCAGGGCCCUCUUUGAGGCAGAAGCUUUCGGACUUCCCUGUGGAGGAGAAAGAAAAGCUGGCUGAAGCUGAGAUCAGGAUACUGCAGAAACAGUUUCGGAUAGUAGCAGAAAAGAGGAAAUCUUAUAUUGCCAACAUGAGGCAUAAAAUUCAGGCCCAGGAAAAAGAGAUAAAGUCGCUGACUGAAGAACAUCAAAAGGAAUCAUUAAUGCUGAGCCAGCUCAUAUCCCUGAGAAAUGAGAUGCUGGAUGACAAGAUUUGUAUGGAGCUCCAAUGCCUUUUGCAGACCAAAUAUCAGUAUGAUUCUCUGAUUAGAGACAGAAAAGCCCUGUUAGCCGACCUGAACAACCAGAUACUAGAGCUGGAAAAAAAGGUGGUGAGGCAAAACCAGAUAGCAGUGAACGUGAAGCAAGUGAACUGUAGCAAACGACUGCAAAAGAAGAUUGAGGCACUGGAGACGCAUCUAAACAACGUCACUGUUCAUUUCAAUACCAUCCUGACUGGAAAUAACAAGCUCCAAGAAGAGAUCGAAAACCUGCGAACCCAGAAAGCUGUUUUGGACAACUCCUACAUGAAGCUCCACAAGAAGCUGGAUCAGCAGAUGAGAAGGAUGAACGCUGCUAUUGAGCAAUCUGCACAAGCCCACAAGCAGUGGAUGGACUCUCUGGCAAAGAUUUCAGCCAUGAAAGAACAGCACAACAAAGACACUGUCCACUUCAACACUGAGAUGCGGGAGCGGAAGCGUGUCCUUGUCCAGAAUGCCCAAGUGAAAAACUUCAUGCUCACCAAAUCUAGAAAUCGCUCUGAAAUGGAGAAACAGGCCAAAGAGAAAAAAGCCCUGAAGGUAGCCCAGCGGGUGAAGCAGAGGCAAAGCGUGAGCCAUGAAGUGGCUUACAGGCGCCUGAUGGAGCUGGCGGAGGACGGGGACAUCGAUCGGCUGGUGAAUGGCUUCAUCGAAAGGGAGGGGAAGAACUUGUCCUGCUUCAGCUAUGCCACCAAGCUGAGCAGCGAGAUGAACAAGAUACAUCAGAAGAUUGAGGACCUCCAGAAUGAAAUUACGGCCAUCGUGAUGGACCGGGAGCGUGCAGAGAGCAGCAACCUUCGUAUCCUGAAGGAGCUGGAGGAAAAACUAACGGAAACCACCGAGGAAACCAGGCGGUACGAGGAGAGAUGCAAAAAGAGCAGCAAAGUCCUGGGCCAGCUCAAAUCCGACGUGGAGGACCUGUGCAAAGAAAACAACUGCGACGCUACAAAGAUAAGGCAGCAGCUCAGAGAAAACAAGCAGAUCAUGGAGCUGAACCUGACACAGUUUUCCGGUCUUGUGGAGAAAACCAAGGAGCUCCUGCUGCUGGAGUCCAUCCUGCGCUACACAUCGGCUGAGGCUGAGCUCCUGGGCGAGCCCUUCGUCAGCCCGCUGCUGGGCAGCACCGAGCACCUUCAGGCGACGGACCAGGCCCGGCUCUGCCCGCUGCCCCCCACCCUGGACGGCACCACCGACGCCACCGAGGCCUUGGAGGUGCCGCUGGACCACAGCCAGCUCUGCCAGCUGGUUCACCAGAGCCAGGGGAAAAAGCAGGAGCGACACCACCAGCACAGGAAAGAAGAGGAGUGGUGUUAA
This is a messenger RNA of Athene cunicularia (burrowing owl), 1887 nucleotides long. RefSeq names its product coiled-coil domain containing 63 (gene CCDC63). Gene Ontology annotation, cellular component: axoneme. NCBI's taxonomy places the organism in Eukaryota, Metazoa, Chordata, Aves, Strigiformes, Strigidae. Bases 1 to 1887 code for a protein of 628 amino acids. The transcript has 12 exons. Gene Ontology annotation, biological process: outer dynein arm assembly; cilium movement. The record is from RefSeq and is a predicted model, not a curated record.